CAACAAACAAACUCUGCUCGUCUACAACUAUCUAGUCAAUAUGGACUUAGUGCAAAGCCAGUUCUUGAUACUCUUUAUUGGGACAGAUAUUUACAAUCAGCACAAGAUGCUUAUCAUGCACUUGCUGGUAAAGCUACACGUCUUCUAGAUAUAACUCUUAGAUAUUUAAAUACUAAUAGAGAAGUAGCUUGGCUUAAGUGUUGGAAAAGUAUUAAAAAACUAGCAAGAUGGUUACAGAUACCAAAUCUGCUAACCCAUCAUCAUAGUUUUAUAUUUUCAGAUACUUUAUACCUGGCAAUGUUAAUGCUAUUUAUUCUACGUUACUUUUUAUCACCUUCACAUUUAAAGGCUGAAAUAAUUGAACAUUUAAAAAAUAUAUAUAAGCUUAUUUGUAAUGAUCAUACUAUUAUUAAACUAAUAGAACUUUUGAUAGUUGAAGCAAAACUACUUAAGUUGGCUUUCUCAACAACAAUGACAAAUAACACUUAUAAGGAGCUUCGUAGUUUGUUUGAAAAAGAACGAAUUGGUUUUUUGAAGAUUUUUCUAGAUAUAUUUGAAAACUUACCUAAUGUUCAUAUAAAUGUCUAUUUGCUACAACAUGCUCAUACAUUUGCAACUCUUGUGAACACAUCUGUUGGAGUCAAAGAAAUGCCAAAAACAAGAGCAAACAUUGAAGGAUGGUCGACAAAACUAAGUAGUCAGCAUUCUCUUUUUCAUGAUUUACAUAUAUCAUUUUCAGAAUAUUUUAGUUUACAAAGUGCUUUUCUUAAUAAUGAAUUAGAAUUUUUUGAUUAUAUUUCAUAUACUAUCAUUGAAAAUGAUAGAAAAUCAACUUGA
This is a messenger RNA of Racocetra persica, 837 nucleotides long. Lineage: Eukaryota; Fungi; Glomeromycota; Glomeromycetes; Diversisporales; Gigasporaceae. The record is from the annotation of a GenBank genome assembly.